AAUUGUCCAAGCUUUCUCAACUGCGCCAUGGAAAUUUUCCACAACUGAGUCAUCGCUCGGUCUGGAUUUCAUACCAAAAAUAUUUUUUUUUUUCACCAUAGAUUACUUGUUUGUGCAUUUGGGAUGAUCCAGGACAAACGAAUUGGGAAACCGAUCUCUUUCCGGCAUUAGGGUUCGGUCCCAACCUCUUCUCCUACUUUAGCAUGAUAGAUCUCGCUUCUAGUAUCUUAUUCUGGCAUGAAAGAUUGUGUUCUUUAUCAAGUAAGCGAUUGGUGGUUUGGAUGCCAAUGAGUGGAACGGUAGAAGGGUCGUCUCUGAACCCAAAUGCCCCACACUCUGUUCUGCAGCAGUUGCUGGAGUCAGUGCAGACAUUUUUGGAACACUUCCAUCAGUGUUGGCAACAAGAGAUGGCUGGCAAAGACUUGUUUGAGACUGCCUCUGUGGAGGCUUUAGUCAUGAACCUGAGCACCAAAUCUCCGAAAAAAGGCGUGAGGCCGGGUAAAUAUCGUGAAAAGCCUGUCCAAUGCGUAAGGCCAAAGGGUACCCCUCGCCGCAUCAUUCACCAGCCUCGCUAAGACUUGCUCUUUACGCGGAGCCUGUUAUCAGGGUGCUUCUUAUUGUACAUAUGCUGUGAUGGAUUGUGCUGUUGUUGCAGACCGUUGGUUGGCUUUGAUGUUUGCUACUGCAUCACCAAGAAACUAAAAAAAAAAAAAAUUGUAGGAUUGUAACUGUUGAAUCUUAAGUUAUAGAAUUGUAGCGUUUGAUGCUUGAUA
Zingiber officinale is the source of this 773-nucleotide messenger RNA. RefSeq lists its product as uncharacterized. The record is from RefSeq and is a predicted model, not a curated record. The transcript is spliced from 2 exons. NCBI's taxonomy places the organism in Eukaryota, Viridiplantae, Streptophyta, Magnoliopsida, Zingiberales, Zingiberaceae. The coding region runs from base 204 to 575 and encodes 123 amino acids.